UGUAAUCUCUGCUUUGGAUAUUGAACAAGAUCUGAUCGUGCCAACACAAUAUUGAAGAGCAGUUGCGAGCACCGCCGUUAGCAGUGGUGUCUGUGGCUGUCCCUGUCCUGUCCCUGACUCAGCACAGCCCCCCGCAGCCCCGUUAUCGACAAUGGGACCCCAGCGGUAAUUAAAUACGACAGACUCCUGACCCAUCCCUCUGCAAAACCUAAAACAGCGUGUCUGGCCCUGUCAUUACACGCGGGCCAGGGCAAAAAAGAGGGUCGCAGCCGUAACCCAAGGGUCACCUACAGGCGCCCAGAUCGCGAUUUGGUGGUGUAUCGGUCGAUCCGGUCUGGUACGGGUACCCAAGUAGCACCUCUGGGCGCAACUCAUGUUUUUGCUGAAGCCGGCGAGUCCCUGUUGAUCUCGAUCCCUGAGAGCAGUUGUCUGGUCAUCAAUUUUUUAGGUGGUUCUGUAUACACGCUCCGGAUAGACAAUCGAGAUCUCGGUGUGAGAGAGAUCUUGGUUUUCGUCUAGAUAGAACUAUUGGUCCGGAUGCAUUGCCUGUCUCCUAUGGCAAUCCAAGAUACACCUACCUACCCGGGCAAGCAGUACUGUAUGUACUCAGGAUUGUUCCUGGAAAAGAUAUCCGGCGUGGAAUACUUGUGCUGCGCGGACUGCUCGGGUCAACCGCAGGGUCUGACCCCCAGGACUCUGUCAGGGCGGUCAGACACAAGGACAGCCUGCAGGUCUGCAAGGCGUCCGUUGUUAGGAACAAUGAUUUUUUAGCAGGCUGUAUUCCAGCUUAACUGGAAGUGUGUGCAGCUCAAACAGCCACGACUCGUGGUCCAGGGCCCGUCGGCGCAUGGAUACGAGUAGCGCAGCGCCGUGGCCGACUCUGCUCAAGCCACUGGCACUGGCUCUGGCUCUGGCGGUGUCUGGCCCCUGGAGCUGCCCUGCCCUGCCCUGCCCUGCCCUGCAAAUCCCUGUGGCUCGUCGGCUUCAAUCCUCGAUCGUCGAUUGCGUUUGAAGUGUCGUCCAAGCAGCUGGAACUGCGGGCCUGCCUAAUCUUCCAUGACACACCGUCUUGUUCCCCUCUCCACCAUUCAGAGCCACUGCUGUCCCCUUUUAGCCUCACCAGUGCUCUCCCUGGCGGACGACGAGCAGAGAAACCCGCCUGACAAGCCGCGUGGAGGAUACCCAUCUUUUUCUUGCUUCAAGCAGCCACAGUACCGCCAGGGAGCCUAAGGGAGCGUCCUAAGCCCUUCCAUACCGUCCCGGCCUGCGCACGCGCCUGCUCCCGCGUCAAAUGCCAUUCUGAACAUUUCCAUCCAUCGAUCCCCCGAUCUGCUGGCCCUCUGCCUCCACCUACGCACCACCCAGCUGCCGCGAAGGAAAAAGGGCCACUCGACUUCCUGCUGUGCCUCAAAAGGACCCCUUCCCUCUCCUCCAUUGACCGUUCCUCAAUCCUGAGUCCUGAUUCUCUCUUUUUCCGAAUCCUCCAAACACCUGUUCAAGGGUCCUCUGGCUACAAAGCUCCUCCGUCCGCUGAUCACUUCUGUCCCUGUCUAUCCUCUCUCGCUGUAUACCCAAAUAGCCAAUACCCCAAAACCAGGCUUACCAUUACUCGUCGCCGACCCGCCUCAUCGUCUUGCCAGUUGGUCUUGGUGUCUACCAUUGACCGCGCCGGCCACAAACAACCUCGUACGCUGGACUUGCUCUCUUGUUGAAGCUCUACAUCAACGCCGCCUUUCAACCGUCCAACAUAUUCAAUCCAAGCUGCUUCAGCUCUCCCGGAACGUCCAGCAGAUUUGCUUGAUGAUUCCGUAGUUAUAUCCUCCCACUCAUCACUCUACUAUUGUUUGGUCCAGCAGCCUGUCCGCUGGCGCGAGGUGGAUGCGUCAAACAAUGGAUGUUCAGACACAACCUAGAGGAGCACGUAUCUUCUCCAUCUUGAACGAUAACGACUGUCCUUCAUUCUACAUCCCUCCUCGACAGUCAUCUCCGGCUCCGUCAUCGUCAGCCGCCUCCAGCUCUUCUCCCUCGAGUUCUCCUCGACAACAGAGGGGGGAGAGGCCGAGUCUUCUGCGCCAGGCACAGUACAGCCGGACCUCGUCCUUUUCCUCGGUCGGCUCUCCUCCUCUCCUUCGCCAGUCGUCCUCCUCGUCCAAAUCCUCCAGCUCGAGCAUGGACUCUCCUUCUCCGAAUACUCCGUCAUACAACUACAUGGACAACAAUGUCCUGCCAUAUGAUCCCUUGCUUCGGCAAGACAUGGUCGGCCCCUACCCUUCUCCUAGCACCAUCACUCCAUUUUUGGAGCAACAGUUGAUGAUCUCUGCCAACAUGCCAGAUCAGUUUUCGGCCAAACAGAUGCAUCUCGGUGCACCAAAUCAAUAUCCGCUUGUGCCUGGACCCAUUCACUCUGCACCCACCCAAAUCCCUCCGACCUCGUCAGUCAAUGGGUCUGUACUGCCUUCCGUCAACACGGCUAUCCCAAAUGUGCAAAACAAGACUUCUCCAACCGCGAACUCUGGUGCUCCUCCUGCAAAGAAGAACAAAUAUCCUUGUCCAUACGCGCAGUCACACAACUGUCAGGCAACAUUCACCACCUCGGGACAUGCGGCUCGCCAUGGAAAGAAGCAUACGGGAGAAAAGGGCGUGCAUUGCCCCAUCUGCAACAAGGCUUUCACGCGCAAGGACAACAUGAAGCAGCAUGAACGUACGCAUAAGAACUCUUCACCAGGCAACAACAGUGGGGAUUCGGCACGCCGGAGCAAGGCUGCCAUCACCAAAGAAGCACAAAAGAACAAACAGACCAAAACUGCCGAGACCAUGGCUUCCAACACGAGUCGACGGUCGAGCCUGAUUCAGUCGCCUCUCUCUGAAUCGACCUCCCUGGCUCCGACGGCUAUUGAGACGCCUCUCGACGCCGAACAGAACAAUUUCUAUCCCGAACCACAACAAAUGAUGAUGCCCAUCCAGAACAUGCAGGACGGCGUGUCUCCCAACUCUCUCUACCCAUCAUUGACCGAUGAUGUGCUUUUGGCCAAUAACACUGGCUUACCUCAAAUUUCUCCGAACAAACCCAAUGGCAAUGACCUUGAUAACAAUGGUUUGAUGCCGCCACCCCUUGUCCGAGGGUUUUCCGACCUUGAUACAUUGGCGCAGGCCGCCGAAAGCUUCGACCCAUAUUAUCAACAGACCAUGUAAUACUUUUUGGCUAUCAGCAACAAACUCUUUUAAUCAACAACGACUUUUUUGGCACGAUGACGUCUACGAAAAACGAAGAGACCGAAGGGCGGCACAUUUGUUUCAUUCCGUCUUGCAGAGCGUUGGCGUUGGCUGGCGGCAGCGUACUUGGCUUUUGAGCGUUUUGUUCCCCCAGCAAUAGGGGGUUUAUCACUUGGUGGAGACGUUGGGGAAGAGUGACAACGAACACGAAUUGUCUCUAUAAUGUUUGCCAGAACUUGAAUCCUGUUUUGAGCGCACUUUGCAAGAGAUACCCCAUAUACACGGCGGGGUUGGCGAAUUGUUUUUGUUGGUUUGUUCAUCUUGAUGCCGACGGUGUCCUUGGACAGCUCGGGAGGUGGGAUUGGGAGAGAAUGGGAGUCCUCUUCCCGCCCGAAAUAAGCAAUGGAUAUAUGAUACCCGAGAAUCGUACUUUUGUCUAUGUCCAUCCUAAUAAUAGGCUUCGUCCCCCCUUCGUCGUAUGAAACUACGUUUGUUCAAUGAAUUGUCCAGUUGAUCCGCGGCUUCAGUCGGAGUUAUUCGGUGAAUAGGUAUCGAUGCCAGAAG
Exophiala dermatitidis NIH/UT8656 is the source of this 3777-nucleotide messenger RNA. RefSeq lists its product as uncharacterized. The transcript has a single exon. The record is from RefSeq and is a predicted model, not a curated record. Bases 1879 to 3192 code for a protein of 437 amino acids. Gene Ontology annotation, biological process: regulation of transcription by RNA polymerase II. Lineage: Eukaryota; Fungi; Ascomycota; Eurotiomycetes; Chaetothyriales; Herpotrichiellaceae. Gene Ontology annotation, molecular function: DNA-binding transcription factor activity; RNA polymerase II cis-regulatory region sequence-specific DNA binding.